CGAGGCCUCGCCACCUGCGUGCUCACAGUGCUUACUGUCUACUUCCAUUUUUCUUGUCUUUUCUCUAAAACCCUCUUCACGCAAUGGAAGCUUCUCUACCUAAAAACCCCUCUAAAAGGCCAGCGGAGUCAGUCGAUGAUGACGAAGAGGGGUUCAAGCCGGACGCUAAGAAGCAGAAGAGAUGCUUCACGGAAUUCGAGCCCCGAAGCUAUCAGGUUAUGGUGUUCGAAGUGGCAAUGCGGAGGAACACCAUCGCCGUUCUCGACACAGGCGCGGGGAAGACCAUGAUUGCGGUGAUGAUGAUUAAGGAGAUUGGGAAGGACCUUAGGUUGAAGGGGGAUAGGGGCCUCAUUGUCUUCCUUGCUCCUACUGUACAUCUUGUCACUCAGCAAUAUGAGGUGAUAAAAGUUCAUACCGAUCUUAAAGCUGCUAGCUACUAUGGGGAGAAGGGGAUUGAUCAGUGGGAUGAGAAGGACUGGGAGAAAGAGAUCUCUACUUACCAAGUAAUGGUGAUGACACCUCAAAUUUUAUUAGAUUCAUUAAGAAAAGCUUUCUUACCAAUGAAUGUGGUGCGAUUGAUGGUGUUUGAUGAGUGCCAUCGCGCCACUGGUAACCAUCCUUAUACUAGGAUAAUGAAGGAAUUCUAUCACAAGUCUCUACAAAGGCCAACAAUUUUUGGAAUGACAGCAUCACCUAUUAUAGGAAAAGGUGUUUCGUCAGUUAUGGAAUGUGAAGAUAAGCUUUCUGAACUUGAAAGCAUUUUAGAUGCAAAGAUAUACACAGUUGCUGACAGGAGUGAAAUGGAUGUAUAUAUUCCUUCUGCAACACAAGUUAAUAUAUAUUAUGAUCCCGAGUUGUUUAUUCAUCAUUGUUUAAAAACGAAGCUGGAAUUGUUAUUGAAAAAGUUUGAUGCUGCUGUUAUCUCUUUGAGUAGCUCUGUAUUGCAUCAUUAUAGUGACUCUGAAGAUAUUCUGAGAAGAUCCAGAAUGAGAUUGUCCAGAUGGCAUGCAAAAUUUUGUUAUUGCCUGGAUGAACUUGGAUUGGUUUGUGCCAGUGAGGCUACUAAAAUAUGUUCAGAGAAAAUCCUUCGUCCAUAUUCUGCAGACUCCAAGGAUUUUGCUGCAGAGUGUUUGGAAAGAUGCAAAUCCUUUGUUGAGCAGUCUAGGAAUUUAUUUAACGAAAGUUUACCUGAAGGUUAUGACAUUCUUCUAAAAUCUGGAACUUGCCGUCCAGAAGCCAAGGAAUUGGGUUAUAUGUCUUCCAAGUUGAGCGAGCUGAUGUGUAUUUUUCAAUCAUUUGACACUUCCAGAGAAGUUCGCUGCCUUGUAUUUGUUGAAAGAAAAAUUACAGCUAAAGUGAUAGGGUGCAUGAUUGAGAAAAUUAAUAUUUUAUCAAAUUUGAAAGUUUCUUAUUUGACUGGAGGAGGUUCUUCAGUAGAUGCAUUAACACAAAAAACUCAAAAGGAUACCUUGGACUUAUUUCGUCGUGGAAAGGUGAAUAUAUUGUUCACUACUGAUGUAGCUGAAGAGGGGCUUCAUAUACCAGAAUGUUCAUGUGUCAUUCGUUUUGACUUGCCAAAAACAGUUCGUAGCUACGUUCAGUCGAGGGGGAGAGCUCGCCAAUUUGGUUCCCAAUACAUUAUUAUGCUUGAACGGGGAAAUAUUCAACAAAGGAACCUGUUAUUUGACAUUAUGAGGAGUAGGCAUUCAAUGAUGGAUGCUGCUCUUAGUCGAGAUCAAGAUGCUUUGAUUCCAAAAACAUUCAGCUGCGAAGAAAUAAAUACAUAUCGCGUUGAUUCAACUGGAGCAUCUGUGACUGCUGAUGCAAGUGUUAGCCUUAUCUAUAAAUACUGUGACAAGCUGCCCAGAGACAAAUAUUUCACUCCGCGGCCGGCUUUCCAAUUUGAUGUUUGCAGUGGGGCUUAUGAGUGUACGAUUACUUUACCAGCCAAUGCUGCAUUUCGGUCCUUAGCUGGUCCUUUCUGUAAAAAUUCUCAUCUAGCGAAGCAACAGGCUUGUUUGGAGGCUUGUAAGCGACUGCAUCAACUUGGUGUUUUAGAUGAUCAUCUUAAUCCUAUAAUUGUAGAGCCAUUGGAAUCUGAGGUUGAUGAAAAAACAAAACAAAAUACCAAUGGUAUAGGAACAACGAAGAGAAAAGAACUCCAUGGAACAACCAUUGUCCAUGCGAUAUCAGGAACUUGGGCGUACCAGAAGACUGGUACUGUCACUUUACAAGGAUACAAGAUAAAGUUUGUGUGCAAUAACAUAAACUACAAAUAUUCUGGAUUCAUUUUGUUGCUUGAUACUGUUCUUGAUGAAGAUGUUGGCUGUUUGGAUAUGGAUCUUUAUUUGAUUGAUAAGACGGUGAAAGCCUCCAUUUCCCCAUGCGGACCUAUUCAGCUGGAUAUUCAGCAGAUGGAGCGAGCAAAACUAUUCCAAGAACUAUUUUUUAAUGGCUUGUUUGGCAAAUUAUUUAAAGGAUCAAAAUCUCGUGGACAGAAGAGGGAGUUUCUGCUAAAAAGCGAGAGCAAAUCGAUGUGGAGCAGUUCCAAGAUGUACAUGCUUUUACCACUUAAAACUUCAGGCCAACAACAUCAUGAUGAAGCACAUAUAAAUUGGGAUGGAAUUGAUGCUACUUUUUCUGUGGUGGAAUUCAUGUCAAUGAUUUACUCAUCAGGAGCAGAAAGUGAUCAACUGUGGAAAAAUCUAGUUCCAUUUGUUUCAAGUAAUGUUUCUGAUGAGUCUAGUAUCAUCCACCUUGCUGAUAAGCUUGUGCAGGUUCAAAGUGUUAAAGACUUGGUAGUUAUGGCGGUUCACACUGGCAAACUCUAUACUGUUCUUGAUGUUGUAACUGGUUCAUCCGCUGAUAGUUCGUUUGAUGCACCCGAAUUUGCUACAUUUAAAGACUACUUUAGCAAGAAGUAUGGAAUUGUGCUUCAGCUUCCGGGGCAACCAUUGCUGCUUUUGAAGCAUAGUCAUAAUCCUUACAACCUUCUGUCUUCUUCCAGCCAUAUUGAAGGAGGCUUAACUACUAAAAAGACAAAGUUUAGAAAUAACAGUGCAACUAAGUCACAAAAUCAUGUGCGAAUGCCUCCAGAACUUCUGGUUCACAUUGAUGUUCCCUUGGAUGUGAUAAAAUCUUUCUACUUAUUACCUUCCUUGAUGUAUCGAAUGGAAUCCCUGAUGUUAGCUAGCCAGUUAAGAAAGGAAAUUGGUUACCAUUCUGUUUGUUCUUCUGUAUCAAGUGCUUUGAUAUUGGAGGCGAUAACAACAUUAAGAUGCUGCGAGGACUUCUCCCUGGAGCGCCUUGAACUUCUAGGGGACUCUGUACUGAAAUAUGCGGUGAGCUGCCAUCUUUUUCUAAAAUUUCCCAAGAAACAUGAAGGUCAAUUAUCUGCUCGCAGAUCACAGUUAGUUUGUAAUGCCACUCUUCAUAAAUUCGGAGUGCAACAAAAUUUGCAGGGUUACAUACGUGAUGCUGCAUUUGAUCCACGCCACUGGGUUGUUCCUGGUCAAGUCUCUCUUCAUCCUGUUCCAUGUAAAUGUGGAGUUGAUACUCUAGAGGUGCCAUUGGAUGGGCAACAUGUGUCCGAGGAUAAAUCUAUUGUGAUUGGGAAGGCUUGUGAUAAAGGGCAUAGGUGGAUAUGCUCCAAAACAAUAUCUGAUUGCGCUGAAGCACUUAUUGGUGCAUACUAUGUCGGAGGUGGACUUAGUGCCUCCCUUGCUGUGUUGAAAUGGUUAGGUGUUGAAACUAGUCUGGAGCUGGAAAUGGUGGAAGAAGCAAUAAGGCCUCUCUCACUAAGGAACUAUUUACCCAAACUUGAUGAGAUUGAAAAUCUGGAAAAGAAGGUUGGGUAUAAAUUCAAAACAAAAGGCCUUUUACUGGAGGCCAUGACUCAUGCUUCCCAACUUGAAUUAGGAGGUAUCUGGUGCUAUCAGCGGCUUGAAUUUCUUGGCGACUCGGUGUUGGACAUCCUGAUUACAUGGCUUCUCUUUCAGCGCCAUACAGAUAUUGAUCCCGGAGAGUUAACUGACUUGCGAUCAGCAUUGGUUAACAAUGACCACUUUGCUCAAGUUGCAGUAAAGCAUAAGCUUCAAGUGCAUCUUCUACAUGGUUCUGGAUUGCUUUUAGAACAGAUCACAGAAUAUGUAAAACUGUAUGAGGAAUCUAGAAAGGAUGAGCAUACAUCUUGGCAAAAUAGGCCACUGAAGGCUCCCAAGGUUCUUGGAGACCUGGUUGAGAGUAUUGCUGGUGCCAUACUGAUUGAUACGAAGCUUGAUCUUGAUAAAAUAUGGGUUAUCUUUGAACCCCUGUUUUCACCUAUUGUAACACCUGCAAGUCUUGAGUUGCCCCCAUUUCGGGAAUUGUCAGAGUUAUGUAGUCAUUCUGGCUAUUUCUUAAAUGUGUCAUGCAUUGAUGAGGAAGAUAUGGUGCUUGCUACACUUGAUGUACAACUGAAGGAUGUUUUGCUGGUCAGACGAGCACGCGAUAAAAACAGAAAGUCUGCCAAGGGACAGGCAGCUCUUCUGUUACUGAAGGACAUGGAGGAAAGAGGAUUCUUACAUUCUCGACAUGCUUCGAAGAGCGAAAAACAUGAAGGACAAAUUCUCAACUCAAAGCAGUCAGGAAGAGACUCUGUGUUAACAGAGCUUACACAGGUCACAGAGGAUAUGGAUGUUGCACCACUGCUAAAUGGCAAUGGGCCCUGUCCACCAGUAGUGGAUUUACCAGUCAAACUGAAAAAGGGCGGACCGCGUACUGCAAUUUAUGAACUUUGCAAACGUUUUCAUUGGCCUAUGCCUAGCUUUGAUUCAGUUGUCAAGCCAAGUGGUGUUGAUGGGAAGAAGGGGGUUCUUAAGUUCAUUUCAAGUAUCACAAUGCAUUUUCCUGAUUCAAGCAUGAUCAAGCUGGCAGGAGAGAGCAGAUUAGAUAAGAAGAGUUCACAGGAUUCAGCUGCGCUAGUUAUGCUCUAUGAGCUGGAAAGACUUGGGAGAUGCAGCAUACACGAAGUUUGAUUGGUAGAUUCGGACUUUUUAGAAGAAAAACGUAAAAAUCUUUCAAUACUGUAGUUAGUUAGAUGCAAUCAGAUCCACAAUAUUGUUCUCUCGAUGGCCAAUUUUUUUUUUUCUGUACAUAUGUAGUAAUUGAAAAGGUACCAUUGUUUAACUCAUUAAACAUUUUCCAGCAAUAAAAAAAAUGUUAACGGCUCUCUCUUUA
Molecule: messenger RNA, 5217 nt
Organism: Dendrobium catenatum
Lineage: Eukaryota; Viridiplantae; Streptophyta; Magnoliopsida; Asparagales; Orchidaceae
Product: endoribonuclease Dicer homolog 3a
Exons: 24
Coding region: 84-5015 (1643 amino acids)
Biological process (GO): siRNA processing
Cellular component (GO): nucleus; cytoplasm
Molecular function (GO): ATP binding; ribonuclease III activity; RNA binding
Source: RefSeq, a predicted model, not a curated record